UAGGGAUUCAUUUGAGGCUCAAUUUGAAAAUCUGGGAAAUCUUUUUGAUACUCAUUGCCAAAGGAACCAUGUCAAGCAGCCCCGGUAAUACUUUCAUUCGUAAUUUGGAAACCACAAGUUUAAUCUUUAACACAGUUGUUCAUUAUUAGCGUAUAUAGUUUUUGCUGUAAAUAAUUAACCUAAAACCUUAACUGAAACGUGGCGUAAGACGAAAACGCUCAAAGUCAAGAUUAUCCCACAGGAGUGGAGGAACGGACGGACUGACGCACGUGCCUCUCCGGGUGCGCGGACGGUCCCUAAAAAAACGAAACGCUCCGGUGGGUUUCGGUGUCUCCCCCCCCUGCCCCUUCUUCCUUCCCCCACCCACGUCGCGUUCAAUCGACCGGUGGAAUUCGCGAGACGCAACGCGUUGCACACGCCCUCCGCGUCACGCGAGUGAGGAGUCGAGAGAGCGAAGAGGCUCCUCGCCGCUCGCGUCCGUCUCCUCCCCCGCGUCCACAGGCGCAGCGCCGCAGGGAGACAAUGAUCGCAGCGAGCUCCGCACGGAAGGUUGCGCAACUCGCCGCCCGCUUAUUGACGCACCGCUGAAGACCCUCGCGCGCAGGUAGGCUCACCUGAAAGGGAACCAGCGGCCCGUUCGGUCGUUCAGACACUCCUUUUUAAAAUGGACCAACAGAACCACAGUUGCCAUUACAAUGAGUCCAUGGGCUUUUUCUACAAUAACACCGGCGCUAAUGACCAAUGGGACAAAACCCUGCUCACCUUGGUGCAGGUGGUCGGCUCUCUCUUCUGCUGUUUCAUCCUGGUCUCCAACGCCAUGGUCAUAGCUGCUGUCAUCACCAAUAAGAGGUUUCACUAUCCCUUCUACUAUCUCCUGGCCAACCUUGCUGCCUCGGACUUCCUGGCGGGCAUAGCGUACGUGUACCUGAUGUUUAACACCGGUGAGGUGUCGCGGAAACUUACAGUUAAAGAAUACUUCAUCCGUCAAGGCCUUCUGGACAUCAGUCUCUCGGCCUCGCUGGCCAACCUGCUGGUAAUCGCUCUGGAGCGCUACAUCUCUGUCAUGAACUGGAGAGUCCACAGCAACCUGACAAAGAGGAGGGUGACCCUGCUCAUCGUGCUGGUGUGGGGCAUCUCCAUCUUCAUGGGCGCCGUGCCGAGUCUGGGCUGGAACUGCAUCUGCAACCUGAGCGACUGCUCUCAACUGGCCCCCAUCUUCAGCAGGAGCUACUUGAUCUUCUGGUCCGCAUCUAACCUGGUGUUGUUCCUCGUGAUAGUGGCCAUCUACACGAGGAUCUACACCUACGUCAAGAAGAAGACGGCGAUUCUCUCGCCGCACACCAGCGGCUCCAUCAACCGCAAGAGAACGCCCAUCAAGCUCAUCAAGACGGUCAUGGUUGUGCUCGGGGCCUUUGUGAUCUGCUGGACUCCCGGCCUGGUGGUGCUGCUCAUGGACGGCCUCAAAUGCGAGCGUUGUAACGUCAUGAAGUCGAAACAAGUGCUGCUGCUCUUGGCCGUGCUCAACUCCGUCAUGAACCCUUGCAUCUACUCCUACAAGGACGAGGAAAUGUGGACAACGUUCAAGAACCUCAUGCGCUGCAUCGGCAACGGCACGCGGCGGCAGCGGUCGACGAGGGCCAAUUCCAGGCCGCUCAGCUCUGGUCAGGAUACGGGCAACAGCAUCCGCACCUCAGAGGAGACCAAAAAUGAGGAUCAGGACAUGAUCAAGACUUGAAAGUGGAAAUGUCGUGUUGUCCGCUGAUUUAAAAGUGCAUUCUUGAAGAGACGCUUGCAGGCCAGCCUCCCCAGUGCUGUGAGCUGGUGAGAUAGAGAUGAGGCCUCAAUGCACUAGCAAUUCCCCAAACGGUAUUCUCUUAAGUUUUAUUCAGGACUUUACAGUUUUUGGGACACAAUACUCACGUCAGGGAUUCUGAGUUCCUGUAGCUGUCCCUCCGGUUCUUUUUGUCUUUUUCAAAAAGAACACCUCCCUGUGGGUUAUUUAAACUUGGACAUUCUGCAAAGCAUGACAGGAACCCAGUAUGAAGUCUAGACCACAUUUUUACUUUUACUUCCCAAAACAGUAAAAUCGUGCAACGGUCUGCUUAACUUUCUCCUGUAUAAACAUGUGUGUACAUGCGAUGGUCUCUAGGUUUGCUUCCUAUGUAGCUUUUUAGGAAGGGAUACUUAAAUGAAUAAUCUACUGUAGUUAGGACAUGUAACUUGUUUGUACUCCGGUACGUUAAAACCGUAGGUUUGCUUGUGCAGGGCACCGAUUUUAAGAAUAUUUCAAACACAACCGGCGACAAAUACUAUAAACUGCUGUAUUGUAUGUACUUGUACCUUGUGUAAAAAGGUCAUUUCAUCUGUAUGCAGCCAUUCAUUGUGCUCAGCAUGGUCUGAUCGUUUUGUCUGUCAUUUGCAAUUUAAAAUCUUGAAAAGGACACCCUGCUUUCUCUGCCAAGCGUUUCGGCUGUUGUUGAAGGAUUCCUUCUUUCUUGUCCUAUCUGCCAUCUUUUAUCAGUUCACAUCAAGAAACAGCCCGCAGAACCUCAUGGAGGCAAACUGGUUCUUCCCGCAGCAUUUUAACACACCUGCUUCUACUCGCUGAAUGGUUGCUGUGAUGUAAGAGCUGCUCACCUGACGGUGCAGGGGUAAUAAAGUGUUGCGACACACUAGAUUCUUGUGAGAAUUGUAGGAACAACCUGUGUACCUGCAGGAAUCCAAUAGCAUAUGACUGAAUUACUGUAACUAGACACACACGCAUGCCCCAACGCCCCCUCAGCACCAGACUGCUAAAUGAAUGACAGAAUUCAAAUGACUCCUCUUUAACCUGCUGAGCACUAUUUAUGCCACUCCUGCUGUAAAAGACUUGACAUCAUUAAAGCUAUUUUGUGUAUUUUUUUUCAAA
Gasterosteus aculeatus aculeatus (three-spined stickleback) is the source of this 2908-nucleotide messenger RNA. It is a transcript of the gene lpar3, whose product is annotated as lysophosphatidic acid receptor 3. The record is from RefSeq and is a predicted model, not a curated record. Lineage: Eukaryota; Metazoa; Chordata; Actinopteri; Perciformes; Gasterosteidae. Gene Ontology annotation, molecular function: lysophosphatidic acid receptor activity. Gene Ontology annotation, biological process: G protein-coupled receptor signaling pathway. Gene Ontology annotation, cellular component: membrane.